CGCCAGCGUUCCGGCGAGAUGGUCUCUCCCACUUUCCUUUAGCUAGUGACAUUUUUUUGUGUUGUUCCGUGUACACAACUUUAACAUGUAAAAAUUAGUUUAAUUUUCUGAAGAUGGACGAAAUCGCCCAGGGACUCGACCCAGACGACCUGAUGGACCUGGACGAAGGCUCGGACCUCGACGAGGAGGAGGACGAGCUGAUCGACGACGCCCUGCCCUCGCCCUUCCAGUUCCCGUCGUCGGGCUCCGCCGCCACCUCCGCCGCCUCCUCGCCCCCGAACGACGACUUCCCGCUGCCCUUCGGCUUCUCGGGCAAGCCGUUCAGCAGCUUGCGGCGCGGCCGCGGUCGUCCCCGCCGCGACUUCGAGCCGGACAGGCGCUCCUUCGAGUCGGACAAGAGGCCCUUCGAGAUGGACAGGCGCGCCUUCGAGCCGGACGCGCUAGCCAGGUUGACCGGGGCGCUGACAGGUAAGCCGGCGCAGCGGCGGCAACCCGCCGCCAACAGGAUCAGGAAGCCGAAGCCGCCGGGGCUGUCGCAGCGGAAGAAGCCCAAGAGUCUGGACUUCGAUUUGGCGUGCAUUACGCAGUCACCGGGCGACGAAAUCCCUCUAGUCGAUCCGGAAACUGGGGCUCUGAUUUUCGCUGAAAGGGAAAAGCCGGCGCCGGUUUUCGAGGAGUUACCGUAUUUUCCGGAGCAGUGGCCGGGGAAAGUUUGCGCGUUCUGUAAUUUAGGGGAGCGGAGUCAGCUGGGGCAGGGGGAGAUGAUGCGAUUGCUUUGUCCGGACGGUUUUAUCCCCCAAAGGACUACGCCUGAUACGCCGGAGAAUCUGAGUAACACCAUUCCCACUCCGGAGAGGGAUUCAGGCGAUAAGAGCCCGCGCGGGCCGGUGACGUGUCGGAGGCAGAAGAGUUUUAACAAAUGUAGGCAUCCGUCGUUGACUAGCGAGUAUGUGGAUGAGUUAACCAUCAUCGGGUACACGGAGGAGCCCCACGUCUCGACCUUGUUCGAUUCGACGGGGUAUUUUUAUACACAUAGGAGCUGUGCGUUGUGGUCUAAUGGUGUAGUCAGAAAUGAAAAUUCCGCAUUGGAAAACGUGGGUCCCGCCGUCUUACAAAGUUCUUCCAGGAAGUGUUCAUUUUGUAAUCAUUAUGGAGCAAGUAUAUUGUGUAAAGUGGAGGGAUGUACAAAAGUUUUUCAUUUUCCAUGUGCAACUGCUUCUGGUGCCUUCCAAGUGUUAAAUUCGCUUACGUUAUUUUGCAGUAAUCAUAUUGGACAAGCUUCUUUGGAGUGUGAAAAUGCUGUGUGUUAUACAUGCAAAACUUUAGGGGAUAUUGCUAAUCUAAUGUACUGUUCAUCAUGUGGGGAACACUAUCACGGUAUAUGUGUGGGAUUGGCGCAGCUACCAGGCGUCCGAGCCGGAUGGCAGUGCAGAAAAUGCCGCAUCUGCCAAGUAUGUCGGAUGACCGGCGACGAGACCAAGCUGAUGACAUGCGAACAAUGCGAUAAGAUCUACCAUUCGACAUGUCAGCGGCCCAUCGUCACCUCCAUCCCCAAGUACGGCUGGAAGUGCAGAUGUUGCAGGGUCUGCGGCGACUGCGGCUCGCGGACUCCCGGUGCUGGCCUGUCCUCGCGCUGGCACGCUCACUACACCGUUUGUGAUUCCUGCUAUCAGCAGCGCAACAAGGGGUUCUCCUGCCCGCUCUGCCACCGCGCCUACCGCGCUCAUGCACACAGGGAGAUGGUGCAGUGCACCUUAUGUCGCAAGUUCGUCCAUGGAACGUGCGACCCCGAAGCUGAUCUUGUUACAUAUCACCAGAGGAAGGAGGCUCAUCCGGAGUACGAGUAUGCUUGUUUGAUGUGCAAGAAUUUGACGCAGCCGGCGGCAUUACUUUCGAAACGAAACAGUCUCGACGAUCCGAGCGAAUGCGUGGCGCCUCCCCAGGAGUCCCCCUACGAUGAAAAUGCCGAGUUCGACAGCCCCUACCCUGUGGACGCCAUCCGCAACAUGGGCCUGGGUAAGGGCAAGCCCUACAGCGCCAGUAAGAUCGCGAAGAAGCGGCUCGGCCUGGGCAGCGUGGGCGCCUCCGGCCGCCCCAAGGGGGUAGGCAAGGGCGUCCCCGGCAAGGUGGGCUUCAUGAAGCGCCAACGUCUCACCGACUUCGGUCGGAAGCGCGGCGCCAAGGCGAAGAUGCGAGGCGUCUUCGGCGUCCCGGGCGUCGGCCUCCAGCGGCCAGUCUCCGACGGGAAGAACGACGAGGAGCCGGGCGUCGAGAACCGACUCGUCCUGUGCUCGGCGAAGGACAAGUUCGUCCUGACGCAGGACAUCUGCGUCAUGUGCGGCGCCCUGGGGACGGAUCAGGAGGGGUGUUUGAUAGCUUGCGUGCAGUGCGGCCAGUGCUACCACCCGUACUGCGUCAACGUGAAAGUCACCAAGGUCAUACUGCAGAAGGGGUGGCGGUGUUUGGACUGUACGGUGUGCGAGGGGUGCGGGCAGAGGAAUGAUGAAGCCAGACUGAUACUCUGUGACGAUUGUGAUAUAUCAUAUCAUAUUUAUUGUAUGGAUCCACCUCUGGAUUACGUACCACAUGGCAAUUGGAAGUGUAAGUGGUGUGCGAUUUGUCAGUCGUGUGGGGCCACGGACCCUGGGUUUAACUGCACGUGGAUGAACAGUUUCACGGUGUGUGGGCCUUGUGCGUCGCACGUGACGUGUCCAAGUUGCUCGGAACCCUAUAGCGAAGGUGACUUAAUCAUCCAAUGUGUACAGUGUGAAAGGUGGCUGCAUGGAACCUGUGACGCAAUCAAAACCGAAGAUGACGCAGAAAAGUGUGCCGAGGAAGGCUAUAACUGUCUGCUGUGCAGACCGCGGGACGUCCCCCCACCACACCUCAUACCGUCGGCCACCACCCUUAAGCCCCCCACACCUACUAAAAGCCCCGAAGUCAAAUCAAACAACAACUACUACGUCGACGGCGUCUACCUCAGCGAAGUCGGUUUCAACCUAAUCAAAUCCCUAUCAGUCGAACAAAACGGUACGCGAAAAAAGCGCAAGAAAAUCGCCACGGUUCAAGACAAGGAAGCCGGGAUCAUGGCCACUAUAGAGAGCGUGGUGGCCGGUGGAAGCACCGACAACAUGCUAGAGGACAGCGCCAAGCUCGAGCUCGUCGACGUCAAAGAGGAACCCCAAGAAAUCUACAAAGAGGGGAUGAUAUGGAUGAAAGAAGACGGACCACCACCUGAAGGCUUCACCCUCUUUACCAUGGAAAACGGCGUCAGCGUCUUGCGCAGGAAGCGCCAACGCAACCUCCAGAAACUCGGAAUCGGUGGAUUUUUAGUGCGCAUGCGUGGUGUGAGAACUGGCCAAGACAACGACGACAUCGACGUGCUUCCGGGUCAGCUUCUUCCCACCAGCUCCGAGAUGCAAAUCCCUUUGGUACCACCUGAGGGCGAAAAACCGAGACGGAAACCGGUGAGGAGGAAACCGAAGAGUAAACUAGCUGAGACGUUUCCGCCGUAUCUGCAGGAGGCUUUUUUCGGGAAGGAGCUCCUGGAUUCGACCAAAGAGGUCGAUAGUUCUAGUAGUGACGAAGAAAAGGGGUACUCGGAUAUGGAUAAGACUAUCCAGUUGACGCAGGAUGAGAUUAAGGCGGUGGCGGCGGUGAGCGGGAAACAUGAAGGGGGUGACGGGAAACACACGCUGGAUAAGAGUAAGGCGCCGAUUGUGCCUAAGGAGGAAGAGGAGGAGGAGAACACGGAGGAUUUGAAAGACGUUUUGGCUAUCCCCGGGGAUCUUCUCGAUACGGAGCUCGUUAAUACGAUCAUGAACGAAGGCGAUGCGGAGCUUAAUAAGAAUGCGGAGUCGCUUGAUGCUCUCACAGCCACCAAUUUAGCUGACGAAACUGAUAUAACUAACACAUUAGCAAGCGCAAGUACUUCCAAAGAUACCAAAGAUGAACUUACCGAUAUAUUGGGACCCAAUUUUAACCUCGAAACCAUGCCAAGUAUUAAUAGUAAGGACGUGGAGGACAUAUUUAAAGGAGUGUUAACCGACGAUUCUCAGGAAUCUCAAGAAAGCAACGUUUUCCCCAUCCAAAACCCCAACUCAUUCAACACCACCACACCUCAAACCAUACCUCCACACCCCGUUACAGCGCCACCUGUACGCCCGACAGCUCUACCAGCGGUCAACCAGAGCAACUUAAACUCUCCGUUGAACUUCCCUCCGCCGUCCCCAUACCAGUCAGAGUACAGCAAUAGCCCACAGUUUAGUCCGGCGUUCUCCGAACCUCCUAGUCCUUGGGUGUCGGUCAACGACAACGCCGACAUGGACACGCCUCCGGCUGGGGCUCAGUCAACCUAUAACCAAAGAUCGUCGGAAAAAAUGAAGGCGGACGAGGGUCUGGGCAACGGCGCCACGAUCUCCGCUGUGUUGUACGCGAAUAUAAACCAACCGGAGUGGAAGACGGAGUUCCCGAAUUGGAGCGACAGGUAUAAGCAGAUACUGAAGAAGUGGAGGACGCUUAGCUCGGAGCAGAAGGCGCCGUAUUUGCAGCAAGCUAGGGAUAAUAGGUCUGCUUUGAGGAUGAAGAAGCAGCAGCAGUCACAGAUAAGCAAGGAAGCAUCGAGCGCGACGUCGGCAACGACGACGAAGGCGCCGCCUCCCGCAGCCGCCCCCGUCAGCAACAACGUCAUUCCCUCAACCCAGGUCCCCGCCAUCGUCGCUCCAGUGUCAGAGGACCAAGAAAAAGUCGCGCAUCAGCAUAAAUCAGCCCGUGAAGCCGAACAGGAGCGUCAGUGGAAACAGCUUCAAGCCACUCGACAGCAGCAAGCCCAACAACAACAAAACAUCAUCCACGAGCAGCGCGUCCAAUGUAGUAAAUCCUCAACCCCCAACUUCCACAACAACAUAAUCUCGUAUGUUUUUUCAGCUAUAGCACGUGUGCAGAGACAAAUCUCCGACCCUACGCCGUUUUCGUUCCAACAGGAACAAACCCCGCAGGAACUCAGUCCCGUCGCCUCACCUUCCCCGAAUCCCCGACAGAUCCUCUCGAUGGGUAUAAAAUCACCCACUUUCACACACCCAGCGCAGCCGGCGCCUAUGCGCCCGAUUCCUCCAACACAGGCACCUCUAGACUUCAGUACACCCGACAGCGACCCCUACGCUAAAGCCCCGUCGACGCCAAAGUUACCACAACCCACUUUCCAAAACAACAGGUUACCGGCAGAUCCUUACGCCCACCAACCUUCUACUCCUAGACCCCAGUUCCAAAUUCGUCCUCCUUUGCAGGCCCUGAGUGCUCCGGUCCGGGCUGCUGAAGCCCCGGAGCUGAACAGGCAGCUGAGGGAUUUGCUGCAGAGGCAGCAAUUCAAGAAGUUGGACGAUCAGUUGUUGGCGGGCAAGGGGCAGCAGCGCGUCUGGCCGCCGACGGAAGCUAGUCAAGAGGUGGAGACUCCAGUGGUCUCGACGAACUCGGUGAGCACGGGAGAUGCGACGUUCAGGCAGCCGCUGCCGCCGAGUAUAGUGCGGCCGAGGAUGCCGGUGCCGGUGUCAGGGAUUCCGAGACAACCGGGGAGCCACCUGGGGCUGCGAAUGCAGCUGGAUCCGAGAAUACAAGGGUUGGACCCGAGGAUGAGGUUGCUUCUGCAACAGCAGCAACAAAGAAUACUACAACAAACAGUGGUAAAUCAGCAGCAGCAGCAACAACAACAGCAGCAACAGACGCAGUCUGCGCAACCGCCUCCACAAGUGUUCUCCGGUGGUACGGUUCGAUUUACAAGUAUAGUGCGACCUACUAGUGUUGAGCAGUACGAGCAGCUGUUGCCAAGACAACAGCCUACUUUUCAACCAAGAGCCGCCGAUCCACAGGGUCCACCUCGAUUGCCUGUUAGUCAGAUCGCGAAUAUCCAGAGGCCACCGUUGAGUCAAACUCCGGCCGUUUCUGCUCCAGCCACCAAUCAGGCUGAGAAUGCCGUUAGUGAUCAAGAAAUCCCGGAUAAUGUGACCGCUGAGCUUGAAAAGCUGGAACAGGAAACUGGGACGAUGGCGGAGCUGCAGGGUGUUGGAGAUAUUCUAGGAGGGCUAGGUGACGACGACGACGAGCUUCUAGCUGAAAUGGGUGCCGACUUCAACAUUCUGGAGUACGCAGACCCGGAAGCUCUACCAGGCGAGAAAACCAACAUUUUGGAUAUAGAAUUAGAAGAAGAACCCAUCAAGAACGAAAAGAAAGUCAAAGUAGAGUUACCAAAAGCGCCCGGCAAACCCAACAUUGCUAAUCAACUGAAAAAGGAAGCGGUGCCUCCGGUUACCUCCGUCAUUUCGGCACCACAGUCGUUAGCUAAUAAUAUUCAUCCGCCGCCUCUUGCUAUUUCUCAAGCUCAGACUAACCAUCCGUUGGGUACUGGCAUCACUACGCAUUUAACUCCGCAGCAAAUCCACCAACAGAUGUUGCAUCAGGUGCAGCAAGCGGCCGCCCAUGGGAAACCCAUGCCGCCGGGUUCCAGACUACAAACACCCGAUGGGUUCGUCGGAAUUGUUACCCCCAACAAUAACGUACAGUUGCAGUUACCGCAGGGUUACCACCAAAGAUUACUAGUGACUCAGUUGCACAAUAACCAAAAACUACAAAUGCGUUUGGGCCAAAACGUACCCCGGAUAAUGUCGGUCGCUCCGGUACAGCAAGCCAUACAUAACACACCCGUGGGCUUGAACGCCGGUCCGAGAUUAGCAGCGCCGCCCCCACCGCCGCCUCCUUACCCCGGACCGCCGCCGCCUUACCCCGGCUCAGCGACCCCACAACAGCAGAUGGGAUUGAGAAUGGGGCCUGUUCAUCUUCCGCUGGGACACAUACAUCCUAUGCGACCGCAGGGUUUGCCUUUGCAUCCACACUUGCAACGAAGACCUUUAUUGUUGGAGGAGCAGCCUUUGUUGCUGGAAGAUUUACUAGAGCAAGAGAAGCGCGAACAAGAGAAACAAAAUCAGAAUAGUCAGACGGUGGUGAAUCAAGAAAUCGCAUCAUCGACGUCUUCUAACACUGAGCAAGAAUCGGCACCUUUACUCACAGACCAGGACUUUGAAAGAAUCACAGAUGUAUUAGGUGCGCCCGCUGUCGGUAUCAACGCCAACGCAAGACAGGCUCAAGUAGCGACAACCACGACGUCUCAAGUAACGUGGCAGCAAACCCAGAACAGACCCAAACCGACACCGACACCUCAGCCGCCGACCGAAAUCCGAGUGCAAACUUUCAACGCCAAUUUAUUGACACCUCCGCCUCUGCCGCCCGAAAACAUAGUCACGGAGCAAGAUAAACAAAAACAGUUGGUGUACGAGCAGUGGCUCAGUCAUCAGGAAACUACGCUCAAUCAGCAACUGAAAUAUUACGAAACCGAAGUGAAUAAGUUGAGGAAGAUGCGGAAAUCGUUGAAUAGUAAACAGAGGCAGCUGAGGAAAACCGGGGGUCAGUUGUCCGAUGCUGAUGCCAAUGAGUUGCAGCGGAUCACCGCGGAGCAGGCGAUUUUCCAGAAGCACUUGGAGUCCAGUCGGAAGUUGAGUCGCCAGCACGGAUUAUUAGUGCAGGAAUACCGGAACAAACAACAGGCGAAACAGCGGCCGGUUCAAUCGCCCCUUUUACUCCAACAAAACCACUCACCACUGGGACCACCCUCGUCUUCACCAAUCCACCACUCAAACACGUCUCAGUCACCCAUGAUGUCACCGUCGGCAUCGCCCCUCACCCAACACAGCUCACCAUUGCACAGUCCCAGUCCCAUGAUAUCCCAUUCUCCCGGUCCAGGCUCGGUCACCAACAUCCUGCAGAGUCCCAACGGGAUGUCACCGAUGCAACCGUCACCGCGCAUCGGGACGCCGCACUCGCAGGGUGACAGCAGUCCAGGCCCGGCCCCUUCGCCGUCACAAGUAUGCUUACCGCCCCCAGCUCCGAGAAUGACGUCGCCGCAGCACAAGAGAGUCGUCACCAGUCCUGUGGGAUACACGGCUGAUUUGAGACCAGGGACUCCGCAGAUGAGGUUCGUACGAACACCCAUGGACCAUGGAGGGGGGUUGCAGCGGCGUCUGUCGUCACCCAUGGCGGCGUACCAACAGAAACCGGGAACCCCGUCACCUCUGAGUAGUCCACCGCCGCAAGCCAUGGUCAUCAACCAACAGUUGAUACAGAAACAGCUACAGGAGGGGCCAGAGUCGAUUUUGAACUCAGCGAGGGCCGCUCAGUUGAUACAACAGAGGAAUCUGGUGAGGCAACAACAACAACAGCAAGGGGUGGCGCAGCCGCCGCCGCUCACGCCUCAACAACACCAGAUGAUGGUGCAACAACAACAACAGUUGGCUAAGCAACAGCAGUUGCAGAUAGCGCAAAUGCAAGCGCAGCUGCAGGCUCAACAACAACGGUUGAGUCAACAGCAGAAUGCGGCUCCUGCGUCACCGAUGCCUCCGAAGAGUCCGUUGAUCGGUCAGCAUAUCAUGUCGCCGCAUUCGAUGCCUCCGAGUCCGAUGCCCCCCAAGAGUCCCAUGAUGUCGUUUAGUGGCAAUCAGACUCCGAAUUCUCCCGUCACGAGAAAUUUUAACCAACCACCGAGUCCGAUGACCCAUUCGCAAUACCAGCCUCCGAGCUCUCCGAUGCCUAGGAGCCCCAUGAUUCAAUCACCCAUGGGGAUGAGGAGACCACCUAGUAGUCCGGCGAUGCCCGAUCGACCCAGAAGCGUCGAAAACCACUCGAGAUCGUUUUCGAGUCAAAAUAGCGUCGAUAAUUCCUCGAUGAUGGAUCAAGGUGGUGGUAAUCCGCAUAAUCCGAAUAACCCUAUACCGCUACCGCCGAAUUUCGGACGCUUCGGCUACUUUAAGCUAGGUUUGAGGGGCGGCUCGCCCAUGUGGAGCUUCGGUCGAGGUGCUAAGAGAAUCCCGACGCCCCCAGGAGCGAAUAAAGAACUCGAAAAAGCCGAAUCUUCGACAUCUUCGAAUCCGAUCAAGCCAAAGAAAGAGUCACAUUUGAGUAAAGUUUCGAUUUUGAAGAGGAAGUCGCCGGCGAAGACGAAUUUGCAAUCACUAGCGAUGAGUAAAGUCGGAUCUUUGGUUAGUAGCGACUAUAACGAGUUCGAUGAUAGUUCGUGCACGCCCCCGGUCACGCCGCCCCCGAUGGCCCUAACGUCGACGAGUCGAGUGGCGGCCGUGCAAAAAACCAUCGGGAAAAAAAUCCCCGAGGAAAAUAAAGAGGUACUUAUAGUGCACAGUCCGGACGAAAAACAACUGCGCUGUGACGAUAUUAUGGACUACGAUGAUGAUAACAAUACUGUGAUUUCGGGGGAGGUGUCGUUGAGUUCGGCUGCGCAGCAGAACGAUGUGGACGACGUCGGGGUCAUGGAGACGUUUUCGCAGAGCGAUUUGGGGGAAGCUAUGUCUAGUCCACUCGAAUCGGACCAAAUCGCAGACGAGUAUUUACUUUUCCCGGGUAACAUGGUCGUGGACCUUUCUGGGGACGGCGAAACUCAUUAUUCAGAUAAAGAGGAAGCGGAAGAAGAAGACUACGGAGGGGAGAACAUGCACGUGGUGAUCCGAAGCCCCACGACCAGCGACGACGAGUUCAUCAUGCAGAACAAAGGAAAAAAGUACAAUAUCAGACGAUUACCGUCGAAUCAUCUUCUAGAAGCUACGGAUUCGCCCGAAGGUGAGGAAAUGCACACCGACCCGUCACCCGACGCAGGCGACGAAGACGCCAUAAGCAACUACGAAGAAUCAGAAAUCGUGAUCAUCGACCCUUCGAUUAAAUCGCCCGAUGAACAGAUUUCCACCAAAGAAGAUUUCGAAGAGUUGAUUGACGAAGGGUCCCGGAAGGACAAAAUGUUGAAGCAGGAAGUAAUCACGGCUAAACACAUCAACGAAAUCCAUAAAUACGCCGCAAAUGUUUAUAGUUUCCCGCCGAAAACGGAAACGUCUGCCUCAAACACGAGGGUCACCAAUUUGAUAACCUCAAAAUUGGGUCCGAAAUUUUCACUCAUUACCACCCCAGUGAUGACUAUUUCACGAACCGACGCACAAAAGUCGACCGAUGUGGUCGCCCAGACCACGAAACUCGUGAACACGACUGCCACCUCCAAGCUGACUAACAUCAUUCUACACAAUGCGGUGCGCAGCAACGUUCUGAGUGUGCCGAAACUCGUGACCAGCGGGUCUCCUGCGAUUACCAUAGUCAGUGCCAACACGUCACCCAUCGCUUCGAUUUUGCCUUCAGGGUUCACCGUGCCGGUGAUCAGCGCAAGCGCCGUCAGACAACUACCCAACGUCAAAGUCAUAGAUAAACCGUCGUCGUCGAUUUCGUUAACCACGCACGACACCUGCUUACCCAAAAAGAUCUUCGAAGACGACUCAGUGUCGCCGGAUAGUUCGAACUGCGAAGACGACAAGUCUAAGGACUCGUCGGACGAAAAGUCGAAGACGGAUUCUCCACCUGCCGAUUUCGUCAAGCAGAGUCCGUUGAAGUUGGUUUCGGAACCGACGCGAGUGCCUGUCGAAGAGCCCGUGAAAACCGUGUCUGAGGUAGCCGCCCCUUCGAACGAAACCACCAAGGAGGAAGUCAAAGUACAAACGACUAGCGAAUCAGACGUUAAGAAAGUCGAAAACGUGCACGUCACUAGCAUUAAAGUACACAACCAAAGAGUGCCUAGCCCGAUUAUAGCGAAAACCACGUCACCUGUGAUUAUUCAUAGUACCCCGGAGUUAAAAAUGACUGCGCAGGUCAUUCAAGAGCCACAAUCGGGUAUUCAGAUCACCGCUCGCGCCGAAACCGUAGACGGCUUCGAGGGUGCUACAGGCGACGACACGAAAUCCGUGGUCAUUUCAAUACCGUCGCCAACCCCAUCGCAAGAACAAAUCCUAGAUAAUAUAGCCCUUCAAGCUUUUGAGAAUCGUCGUCGCGACGGAAACGGCAUGCCCGGGGAGUUCGAGUCGUUCGAAGACGUCCUCGACAUGAUCGAAAACAUCACGGCCGAACCGCCCGCAGUCCUCGAAGAUAACAUCAAAGAUAAAAUUAAUGACGCUCCCGAUUAUCAAAAAACUACUAAAGUCAGUCGCGUGGAACCCGAACCGACUAAAGAGAGCGUGCCUGUGACGAAAAUCGAAACUAAAAUUACAAAGCCGUCGGUCGUUCCGCAACUGUCACCGCUUUCUCAGCCCACGGACCUGACGACGAACAUGGCCAAUGCGUCGCAACAACUUCGAACUUUGUUGUCGUUGCAUACCACGACUGCGACGAGCUCGAAUAACGUGGAGAGCGUCGUAAAAAGCAAGGUUGUGAGUACUGGGUCCGUCGUGACGCCGGCGCCUGUGGUCACGUCACGGGUCAUCCAACAAGCCAGUUCCAGUACUGUGAUAGUACCCAAUGUGAAACCGAAGACCGUGGUGCCGCCGAUUCGUACCCAAAGUACUACGAUUCAGAGCACGGUGGCGCAGAGUGUGCAGAUUACGACGUCGGGGAUUAAUUUCUUGCCGGCGCGGAGUGGAGGGAUACAGUUAAUGCCGGAACACCCGAAGUUGCCGAGAGUGACUGCGGUCAAUUCGACGGCGACGUCGGUGACUUUAACGCCCACGAAUACGGUGCAAAAGCCAGCGGUGACUACGACGUCCGAGACUACGGAAACUACAACCCGGAAGACGACGUGUUCUUUGACGGAGAUGUUACAGUCGCAUCCGGCCGCAGUACCGAGUACUAAAACCAGUGCUGAUACGAUCACGGCGGCGAGUUUAUUGGGUACUUCGAUUAGUUUGUCGCGAUCUGGGUUUAGUACGUCGCUUGUGCAAGCACAACCCAAUGUUGUUGUGUCACCGGUGACCACAACGAUGUUACAAACUAGUACUUUUGGACACACGACAAGUUCGGUUAGUACGUCGGUUUUUAAAACUGUGACGUCGGGUACUAACUUGUUGCACACCCAAUUGACCAAAGUCAUUCGACACAAGAGUUUGGAAGAGACUUUGAGUGAAACUAUCAAGGAAGAGAAAGUAGAACCAAUGGAAAUUAGCGAGGAUAAAAUUAAAACCGAACCGGGUCAGUCGCAGUCGGGGUGUAAGUUCUCGACGAUCCCCACGCCACCUAUUAGCAGAAACGACGAUUCGCAGAAUGCACUCUUAAAGAAACUGCUGCAAAAUACGGCUUGUGCUAGUACCCAGACGCCACCGCCGACUUCAGCGCCAUCUUCCAUAACCGUAGCGUCGUCAACUCAGUUCCCUUCUAGUCUCGAAAACCAACUAAAAGCGUCUAUAUUGUCUCCAGUAGUCAAAGAAUCGGUGACCCCACCACAAACCAAAGCGCCACCUAGGGCGCCUAUAAUGAGCCGCGAAACGUCGUUUGUGUCAAGCCCCGUGAUCCAACAACCCCCCACUCCAGUGCCCACCCAACAGCUGCACAUCGAUAUUAAAAAGUGCCUACCACCGAGCCGCACCCCGAGCAGAGACGACUUACUAUCACCCCCCACUCCACGCUCAUCAUGCAGCCAAGACUCCAGCCUGCAGACACCCCCUCUCAUUAAAAAAGAACCCCAACAACCACUCCUGCAACAAGAAGUCAAAAAAGAAAUCGUCGAUGAGACGUCGCAGCACUCGGAAGUGUCAGAUCAGAGUCGUUCCGACGUACCCAUGAAAGAAGAAAUCGAUUCGUUGGACCCCAUCACCGAGAAGAUGCUCCUAGACAAAGAGGAACUAAAAAAACAGAAACGUCGGAUGUACCAACAAAAACGUCGCCAGAACCAAAUCAUGAACAAAGAAGCGGUGGGUCAGCCGAAGAAGCGGCCACGGAAAAGCUCGAAAGUUGACGAAGACUACGAUACUUACAUCGACGGGGUGUUGGCUCAGUUGCGAACGCUACCCCCGAUGGUGGUUUCCGAGCCCGUGUUGAACCGCAAUUUUAACAUAUGUCCGGUUUUCGGGAGCGACAUGAGCAAGCUAGCGGCGAACGACUACGAUUCUCGCUUCGGGGAGCUGAAGGGGGAGUACGGGAAUGCGUACAUGCCUGGGUACUCCGAUUUCUAUAAUACGCAGCCGUACGGAGACCACGAGCCGCUGCCCGAGAAGCCGCCGGCGUCCACACAACGAGGUUUCUACGACCAGGAGUUUCCACUCAUUAAGUUUGACGCAGAGGAAGAGAAGAGGUUCGAUAUGUUCUGCCGUGAGGACUCCCCCGAUUCUAUCAUUAGUAGUUCCUCUCCUGAAUGUCCCGUUACUGAACCUCCUCAUAAGUUCCUAGGGCUUAAGCUGAUUAACGAGGAUGAUGACGAGGAAGACGACGAUAUGUCGAAGAUGAGGUUGUCGCCGGUUGUUCCGAUUGUCGCGCCAAUACCGAUCAGGUUGAAGCCGACGGGGCCGUACUUGAAGGAUUACACAGAGGAUAAAGAAAACGUGGGACGUGAGGUUUGCUUGAAGUCGAAAUUUGGGUCUACGUCUGCUGCACCAUUGAAGGAUUCCGGGAAUGUGACGGUUACGUUAACGUUGACGUCGUCGGCUGCUGAAGAUAUAAUGGGUGUUUUGCGCGAUUUGGCUAACAUUUUGCAUAUUCCGGCUCCUACGAGUUACCAGAUUGUGGAGCGGACGAGUACUCCGCCGAGUCAGAAAUUGGGGCUGUAUAGGACGAAGGGCAAAGAUGGGAAGGAAGGAGCUCCAAUCGACAUCCAGAGCAUCCUCAACGGCGCCGCCAAAUUCUGCAAGCACUGCGACGUCGUCAUCCUCAACAACAUGAUACGCAAGAAAGUCUCCGAACUCCCGUUCCUCUCCAAAGACUCCGAACUCCUAAGCGACGGCGACGAGCUCUUCUUCUGCAGCACGACCUGCUACAUGCAGUUCGCCCUAAUGCACCGCUCGCCCUCCAUCCCCGAAGACAAAGCCGCCGCCAUCAUCGACCACCUCUGCCACAAAGACAAGCACGACCUCAAAGGCAAGCGCCCCCUCAUCGACUCCCUCGACCACAAAAAGAACUUCAUGGACGGCGUCGACUUGGAUCUGCGCCAUUUCAAGCGAGAAGUCGAACCCAUGGACGUGAACGAAAUCAGAGCGUACUCGCUGUUCACGAAACAGGGGGAAACCAUCAAGUUGAAGAGGUUCGACGACUCCCAUUUGACGCCGAGGGUGUGGAAGGGGGUUAGGUAUAAGAGUUGGACGCCGGGGUGUCUGCAACCCCCGCACAAACACAAGAAGCCCACCGAUAAAGAGACCAUGGAGUUGUUGUACAGGAUGGGGAUCACGGUAACCCCGAUUAAAAUGCCUGAGGAUUUCCGCAGGUGUAUGUUCUGUCAAGGAAUUGGGGAUGGGGUGGCUGAUGGUCCUGCGCGGUUGUUGAACUUCGACGUGGACAAAUGGGUGCAUUUGAAUUGCGGUUUGUGGUCCGAUGGGGUGUACGAAACCGUGAAUGGGGCCCUCAUGAAUUUGGAAAACGCCAUCCAGCAGAGCCUCACCCAGAUCUGCGUCCAUUGCAAUAAGUUGGGUGCCACGAUUCGGUGCUUCAAAACCCGGUGCUCUAACGUCUACCACUUGACUUGCGCAGUGAAAGACGGCUGCGUCUUCUACAAGAACAAGACCACUUAUUGUACGGUGCACGUCCCUAAGAACGAGAAAGACAACGAACUGACGACACUUUCGGUGUCCCGGCGGGUGUACGUCAAUAGGGACGAAAAUCGGCAAGUCGCGGCUGUGAUGCACCACUCGGACACGAAUAACCUGUUGAGGGUGGGUAGUUUGAUUUUCCUGAGCGUGGGGCAGCUGCUUCCGCACCAACUGCAAAAUUUCCAUAAUCAAAACUUUAUUUAUCCGAUUGGGUACAAGAUCAUUCGGUUUUAUUGGAGCAUGCGCCAUUUGAAUAAGCGGUGUAAAUAUAUAUGUUCGAUUCACGAGUCGUUCGGCAAGCCGGAGUUCCGGGUUGUGAUCCAGGAGGGCGUCGACGAUGAUGUGGAGUUCAAGGAUAGCAGUCCGAAGGCGCUGUGGCACAGGAUUUUGGACCAGAUUGCGUCGAUGAGGCGCGAGAAUCAGUGCGUGCAGGUUUUCCCGCAGUUCGUCAGCGGGGAGGAUUUGUUUGGGUUGACCGAGCCGGCGGUCGUGAGGGUGCUAGAGAGUCUUCCAGGAAUCGAAACUUUGACUGACUACAAAUUCAAGUACGGCAGAAAUCCACUAUUGGAACUUCCAUUAGCGAUAAAUCCCUCGGGAUCCGCGAGAACCGAACCAAGAUCCAGAAGCCAACUCCACUGGAAAAGACCGCACACGCAGCGUACAAGCGGGUCGUCCGUUAGACCCCUUUUCGGGCCAACCCCGGCCAUGACUAAUAAUAACACGCUAGCAGAGGGCGCUUGUCCCUAUACCAAGCAGUUCGUGCACUCAAAAAGUUCCCAAUACAAGAAAAUGAAGCAGGAGUGGCGGAAUAACGUUUAUUUGGCCAGGUCAAAAAUACAAGGCCUAGGCUUGUACGCAGCGCGCGAUUUAGAAAAACACACUAUGGUUAUUGAGUAUAUUGGGGAAAUAAUUAGGACUGAGCUCGCUGAAACUCGAGAGAAAAAAUACGAAGCAAAGAACCGAGGGAUUUACAUGUUCAGAUUAGACGAAGAGCGAGUGGUUGAUGCGACUCUUUGUGGAGGCUUAGCGAGGUACAUCAACCACUCUUGCAAUCCGAAUUGUGUCGCAGAAACCGUCGAGGUUGACAGAGAUUGUCGCAUCAUUAUUUUUGCGAAACGACGAAUCCAAAGAGGCGAAGAGCUGGCGUACGACUACAAGUUCGACAUAGAAGACGACCAACACAAAAUAUCUUGCAUGUGUGGAGCCCCGAAUUGCCGAAAGUGGAUGAAUUAAUUUAUUUAGCAUUUGUGUAUUUGGGUGGUAAUCUGUUUCUUAUGUACAUAUUGUUUACCGUUGACAGAAAACAGAACUAAAGCAGACUGUUUGCAGUGCCAUUACCUAUCUCACAUUUUAUAAAAAUACAUUCCAUAGUUUUAUGUUUGAUAAGCUAUAACCUUUGAAUAACGUAGGAUAAAUGUGCAUUUAUAUAUUUUGUUACAUAGUGUCGUAAUGAGGACAGUGGCUUAGGGUUAGGGACCAAAUUGAUACCGUUGUUUCCCCGACCUUAUAGAAAAUUUUUGUACAUACGUAGAUCAAAAAGAUAAUUUAUUCGUUUUAUUUUCAUCAUGAUCCACUGUGUUUGGUAAUUGAGCGAUUUUAUCCGAGUUUAUCUUGCUUGAAGAAUUAAUUUCGCAUUAUUUAUUGUAUAGAAGAUUGUUGUUCGUUUAUUAAGUCGUUAGAUUAAUUUAUUCAUUAAGGUAAGUUAUAAUUUUGCAGCAACUAGAGUCGGUCUGCGGGGAGAAUAAUGACAUUGUCGUCACUUCAAACUGUGAUUAUUUUCUUCGCACGUAUUCGCUGCGUGUAUUUAUAUUCUUUAGAUUGCCGUGCAAUAUGAAUGAGUUUGAAGCAUCUUGUGUGCGCUUACUUUAUUAUUAUUUUUUUUAAUUUGACGCAUUGUAAAUUACAGAUUGUAGUUACUUUUAUUGGGACUAUAAGUCUAUUGUUGUUACUUUACUAUUUAAUGUUUUUUUUUUUGUAUAUAUUUUCUAAUCUGCAAAUGUGAAAAUGAUUUUUGUAAUUAAAAGAGAUACUAGGACAAUAAAAGUUUGAUGUUGGAUUUAUUUGGUUCUACACUACCACUAGAAAUGCAAUAUUGAUUUGGAUUGUACACCGGUUAUUGUUGCAAUUUUUUUAGCGUUCGUCGGUUUAUAAAUUAGGAAGGUGACAAUCACUUACUAUGUAGCAUAAUUUGUAUUUAAAAGAGAAGCACUACCUGAUUAAUGUAAUCUUUAUUUAUGUACAAAAAAGGAAUUGUAUAAUGCAAUAUAGUGUAUAUAUUAGACUUCAUAUUAGAGAAUUUACACAUGUCUAAAUAAAGAGAGAUAAAUACAGUUUAAA
Messenger RNA from Zophobas morio, 16928 nucleotides. Its product is annotated as histone-lysine N-methyltransferase 2C-like. The record is from RefSeq and is a predicted model, not a curated record. Gene Ontology annotation, biological process: positive regulation of transcription by RNA polymerase II. Gene Ontology annotation, molecular function: transcription coactivator activity; histone H3K4 methyltransferase activity; histone binding. Gene Ontology annotation, cellular component: nucleus; MLL3/4 complex. The coding region runs from base 114 to 15824 and encodes 5236 amino acids. The transcript is spliced from 26 exons. NCBI's taxonomy places the organism in Eukaryota, Metazoa, Arthropoda, Insecta, Coleoptera, Tenebrionidae.